Messenger RNA from Ochlerotatus camptorhynchus, 999 nucleotides. RefSeq lists its product as uncharacterized. NCBI's taxonomy places the organism in Eukaryota, Metazoa, Arthropoda, Insecta, Diptera, Culicidae. The coding region runs from base 1 to 999 and encodes 332 amino acids. The record is from RefSeq and is a predicted model, not a curated record. The transcript has a single exon.
AUGGACAAGGGUAGCAACCUGGAACGGGUAUUGGGGAUGGUGUGGCGACCACAAGAGGAUGUCUUCGUAUUCUCGAUGACUUUCCGGGAGGAUCUGCAACGUCUAAUGGAUGAAUCCGUUGUGCCGACCAAACGCCAAGUCCUGAGGUUAGUCAUGAGUGUGUUCGAUCCAUUAGGGAUGAUCGCUCCCUUCGUAGUUCAUGGAAAGACGAUAAUUCAGGAAGCGUGGCGAUCCGGAAUUGUCUGGGAUGAGCCGCUACCUGCAGAUAUCGUACCCCGGUGGGAAAAGUAUGUAAAAUUACUUGGAACACUGGAUAUGGUGAAGAUACCCAGAUGCUACUUUCCCGGCUACAGCGCUGGAGCCUACGAUUCACUCGAAUUGCACGUUUUCGUUGAUGCUAGCAGUACUGCAUACGCCGCCGCAGCCUACUUCCGGAUAGUAGAUGGCGGUAAAAUACGCUGCAGUCUCGUGUCUGCAAAAACCAAGGUGGCGCCGAUUAAAUUACUUUCAGUGCCACGGUUGGAGCUACAAGCAGCCGUAAUUGGAACACGACUUAUGAAGUCCAUCAUAGCAAAUCACACGUUGCAGAUCAAGCGCAAAGUAUUGUGGAGCGAUUCUUCCACGGUCUUGAACUGGCUUCGGUCAGACCCGCGAAAGUACAAGCAGUAUGUAGCGUUCCGGGUAACAGAAAUUCUGGAUGAAACGGAGGUCAGCGAUUGGAAGAAGGUGCCCACGAGAAUGUACGUAGCCGAUGAAGCCACCAAGUGGGGUCAUGGACCAUGUUUCGAAGAACAGAGCAGGUGGUUCAAGGCCCCAGAGUUCCUGUAUAAGCCGGAGUGUAGCUGGCCAGAGGAAGCGGUAGAGUCGACAACAGCCGAAGAAUUAAGGAUGGUCCAUGUGCACCAGCUGCCACCGACGCAGCCAGUCAUCGAGUUCAAACGGUUUUCAAAGUGGGAAAGGUUAACCCGCACAGUAGCAUUCGUUCUACGGUUUGGCUGA